AAUACAAAUGGAUCCAACGAAGUGUCUUGUUUCUCACAACUCACAAAGUGUAAAUAUGUGAAUCAAAUGCCGAAAAUCUCUCCAUCUAAUUCCUCACAUUCUCUCUCUCUUCCUCUUCCACCAACAACUCUUUUCCUCUGUUUUUCUCUCCAAUAUCAAAAACUCUGGGGUAACCGCAAGAAAAAACAUAAAACAUAAAACCUUAAAUCACAUCCUCAAAAACCCCAACCCCAUUAUGCUUUCUCUCACAUCCUCACAAUGUUCUUUUCUCUUCCUUCUCUUCUUUCUCUUACUCUCUCUCUCCACCAACGCUAAAACCUCUCCUUUUCAUUCCGAACAUAUUCCAGAUGGUGUUGAGGUUGAUGCUCAGGUGUUACCAUGGAAAACGAGGAGAUCUAUGGCGGAAGCUGCUGUUUUGCCUAACGCGUCUUUGAUAUUGGCUCAAGAAAGGACUACAAGAAAGGACCCUCUUGAUCAUUUCAACCUUUACAAAGGUGGUUGGAAUAUCAGCGAUCAACAUUACAUUGCUUCUGUUGUUUUUACUGCAGUCCCAUUCUUUAUUAUUGCUGCAGUUUGGUUUGUGAUUUUUGGGCUUUCUUUAUCCUUCAUAUGCUUGUGUUACUGCUGUUGUCCAAGACAGCCUUAUGGCUAUUCACGUGUGGCCUAUGCUUUGUCCUUGAUCCUCCUAAUCCUCUUCACCCUUGCAGCAAUAGGUGGAUGUAUUGUACUUUACACUGCUCAAGGAAAGUUUCAUGGGAGCACCUCGAAUACGCUGGAAUAUAUUGUGAGUCAAGCUGACUUCACUGCUGAAAACCUCAGGAACGUGUCAGAUUAUCUUGGUGCGGCUAAGAAUAUUGGAGUCGAUGCUGUUGUUUUACCGUCUGAUGUUCAGAAGAACAUAGAAAAUAUAAAAACAAAAAUUAAUGCAGCUUCUGUGGAACUCUCCAACAAAACUCAUGAAAAUUCGAAGAAAAUACAGGAUGGCUUAGAUGGAAUGAGAUUGGCUCUAGUUAUUCUUGCUGCUGUUAUGCUCUUUCUUGCUUUUCUCGGAUUCUUAUUUUCAAUAUUAGGGAUGCAAGGUCUUGUAUACUUUUUGGUAUUUGUCGGAUGGUUUCUUGUUGCCGGCACAUUUAUACUAUGUGGUGUAUUUCUUUUUCUUCACAAUGUUGUUGGGGAUUCAUGUGUUUCCAUGGACGAGUGGGUUCAGAACCCAACUUCACAUACCGCAUUGGAUGAAAUUCUUCCAUGCGUGGACAAUGCAACUGCGCAACAAACAUUGUUACAAAGCAGGGACGUUACGAGCCAACUAGUUUUAUUGGUUGACAAAGUCAUUAACGGUGUCACAAACCGAAACCACCCACCUCAAGCUGGAGCUGUGUAUUACAAUCAAUCGGGACCCCUCAUGCCUGUUCUGUGCAAUCCUUAUAACACCGACCUCACUGUUCGACAAUGCGGUCCCAACGAAGUUGCACUUGACAAUGCUACUCAGGUUUGGAAGAAUUAUAUAUGUGAGGUUUCUCCUGCAGGCAUUUGCGCGACGCCUGGUCGAAUGACCCCGGGCAUUUCUGCCCAAAUCGAAUCUGCUGUCAAUGUAAGCUAUGCCUUAUAUCAUUAUGUCCCAUUCUUGAUUGAGCUACAAGACUGCACUUUUGUCCGUAAAACAUUCACCGACAUAAGCAGAGAUUAUUGUCCCGGCUUGCGCAAAAACAGUCGAUGGAUUUACAUUGGACUAGUAACAGUUUCUGGUGGCGUAAUGCUGUCGAUGAUCCUUUGGGUUGUUUACGCGAGAGAGCGACGACACCGAGUUUACACAAAACAGUUCAUUGCUGGAUAAAAUUAUAUACUUAUAUGUUGAGACUUGAAAACAUCAUUAGAUACAAUAUGAGUCUCGUGUACAUUUGAGUUUAGAUUGUUUUUCGAGAUGAGUUGGGUAUGUUAUUUUUAUGUGAUGUAAAGUUAUUUAUCUUACAAUUACCCAUAUACUUGAUCAGAUGUAUGAAAAGGGAUUCAAGGAGUUAAAAGUUUAAUGCUUUA
Lathyrus oleraceus (garden pea) is the source of this 2034-nucleotide messenger RNA. RefSeq lists its product as uncharacterized. The record is from RefSeq and is a predicted model, not a curated record. Gene Ontology annotation, cellular component: plasmodesma; plasma membrane. NCBI's taxonomy places the organism in Eukaryota, Viridiplantae, Streptophyta, Magnoliopsida, Fabales, Fabaceae. The coding region runs from base 236 to 1834 and encodes 532 amino acids. The transcript has 9 exons.